GGACGAGUCGUGGGGGUCGUGGGGGAGGAGGAGGCGGCAGCAGCAGCAGCAGCGUUGGGCGGGAAGCAGCGAGGCGAGCGCACCCUCCGCGUAGCCCUCUCCGGCACACACACACAGAACGACCCGCGUUGGCGGACGAGGAGGCGGUUCGCGUGCGCCUCGGAAGCGUUUGCGGCAACAACAAGAACAUCAAGAAGAAGAAGAACCACAAACAACGGAGAGCGCCAGGCGGUGUUGGAGCGAGGAGGAGAAGGAGGCGCCAUGGCCACGCCGCCCGUCAAGCCGCCCGUCACCAUGAACCUGUUCGCCACCUGGGAGGUGGACAAGGCAUCGCCCAGCUGCGUGCCGAGGUUGUUCAGCAUGACUCUGAAGAAAUUGAUGGUUCUCAAGGAUUUGGAUAAGGAGUUGAACUCUGUGGUAAUUGCUGUCAAGUUACAGGGAUCCAAACGCAUCCUGAGGUCAAAUGAAAUCCCUUUACCUCCGAGUGGCCUCAUCGAAGCUGACCUGGAGCUCACCUUCUCUUUACAGUAUCCACAUUUUCUAAAGCGGGAGAGCAACAAGCUUCAGAUCAUGCUGCAGAGGAGAAAGCGAUACAAAAACCGCACCUUCCUGGGAUACAAGACACUUGCAGCUGGCUUCAUCAACAUGACUGAGGUGAUGCAGCACCCAACGGAUGGUGGAAUGGUUCUGGGGCUUCAUGGCAACAUCAAGGAGUCAACAGCUGGGCGCUCGGCAGAGAUCUGCAUCUUCUCCCUGUCAAGCCAGCCUGUCGACCAAGAGGAGACAGUGGGGCCUGGUGAACGCAAGAACAAGGCCCUAGAUCGCUCUGCAGAUGCAGAUAACUACUCUGAGGAUGAUGAUGAGAGCUUUUCGUCUGAACAGGAUGCAAGCGAUGAACAUGUACAGGACAUGUACGAUGAUUACAACCUCUCGGGCAAGUCAAAGAAAUCGAGGCACAGAAAAGUAUCCAGAGCGAUAUCCCUCAGCCGGCAACCGAACCUGAAACAAAAAGUGGUGGCACUACUUAAGCGAUUCCGUGUGAUGGAUGAGAACCUGGACCUUGAGCAAGAGCCGGGAGACCAGACCCGUGAGAUGGAGGAGGAGGAGGACCUCAACUUGCUCUAUGACAGCUUGGAGCUCGACAACCCGAGUGACAGCGGGCCUGAUAUGGAUGACAAUGAGAGCGUCGUCAGUGCACCAAAACCAACGCUCAAGCCAUUUUUUCAAGAGGUCUCUAACUCAAGCUCUCAGACUGAAAUUGCCAGCAUCAAAAGUAUGAAGAGCCAGCCCAGGGAAGUCGCAUGCCAGGUGGAAAGCCCAGAUAAAUUGUUGGUUCUUGAGAGGAAAAGGUUCACCUCCGACACAAGCACAGAUGAAUGCCCGCAGGAGCUGAGAGAGACGGACACGAGCCCAGGCUCGGAGUCGGGUCGUGUGGAAGCCCUGCUGGAGAGGCUUCCUCCCCGUGGCAAGAUGAGCCGCACUGAGUCCCAGAUCAUCACCUCUCCCAGUAGAGUGGAGGUGAGGGCGUCGCUGCGCAAAGGACGGAGCUCGUCAUUGCGGGAACGGUCAAGCUCUCGUCUGCAAAGUGUCCGCGCCAGCAGCCUGGACAACGACCAGAGCCCCGACCCCCAACUCAUGCAGACCCCGCAGCGCUCGGUGUAUGAGCAACUAAGUCGAAUCCUUGGUACGGAAGACCAGCUACCAGAGAGUGUGAUGCUCAUUAACACGGCUGACUGGCAGGGACAGUACGUGUCGUCCCUGCUUCAAAAGGACAACCAGCCAGUAGUGUGCACCGCCUCCCUGGCCGACGUGCAGGCCGUGUUUGUGUCUCUCGUCUCCAGGAUACAGCGAUUCUGUAACUCAAACCCGCAGACACCGGAGCCCAUCCGUGUGGCGGUGGUUGGUGACCUGAGCCACCUCCACGCCGUCCUCCGCUGCUUUGUUGACCAGCUCUCUCAGAAGACCUCCGACUGGCUCGGAUUCUUGCGGUUUCUCAUAAUCCCACUUGGCUGCCACGGCUUGGCUAAGUACCUCGCCUCUCUGGACAGCAAGUACGGGGGUGUGUUCCUGGACCCUGUGUGGCAGGAAAUGUUCACCCAUCCGGAGCCUCCCACGACAGAUUUACUUGAUGUUACAACUCGCAUCGUUGGGUAUAUUUCCGGGGCUAAUGUGACUCACCCGUUGCCCAUAGCAGAAGCCAUGCUGACCUACAAACAAAAGGGACUUGAAGAGGAGUCUUGUCAGAAGUUUAUUCCCUUCAUCAGCAUUGUUAACGUUGGGGUGGUUGAACAGAUGACGGCUCCUAUUGCGGACAUGGAUGAGUCUUUGCUGUACCCUUCCGUGUCGCUGACCUCCACCCCGUCUACAAGCGCCAUGGGCGGAGGUGGCUCCAAGGACAUCUGCCCGACACCCCCAGCCUCUCCGUCUGUUGGGCCUUCCCCUGUCAGCUGGCAGGGUGGUGAGGUCAUGGGGCUCCACGUUGAUUACUGGACGGUGGCAGGUGCCGAGCGGCGGCGCGAGGGCGAGCGUGAUCGCAAGGAGGGCAGCGGCAAAACGACACUGAAGAGCAACUUCCGCUCGCUGCAGGUCAGCCGGCUGCCCACGGGGCCCGGGGAGGGACAGAGCGCCACGCCCAGCAUGUGCAUGACCGUCGUCACCAAGGAGAAGAACAAGAAGGGAAUAUUCCUGACCAAGAAGCCCAAGGAGAAGGACAUCGAGUCCAAGAGUCAAGUGAUCGAUGGAAUCAGCCGCCUCAUUUGCGCAGCCAAGCAGCAGCAAACCAUGUUAAAAGUGACUGUAGAUGGCGUGGAAUGGAACGACGUCAAGUUCUUCCAACUCGCCGCACAGUGGCCAACGCACGUCAAGCACUUCCCCGUCGGGCUGUUUGCGCAGGGACGACCCGGGUGCUAGUGGCACGUCCGCCCGUGAUGGCUACUCCUGAGUCGCAGUGGAUCCUGCCUGGCAGCAAACGCGACACUGCUUGGACUCUAAUGAAGAGAAUUCAUGUCGGGCAGCGGUAAAUGAAAUGGCAUCAUGUGUGUAAUAUAUUUAAAUUGCAAAUGUGCACCGGUUGACUAGGAAGAUUAGCAUGACGGUGGUGAUAUUUGCUACCACAAAUUGAACUGCACCUCAUUUAUGCCACCAAGUCUUGGUGACAAUAUGCAAAGAAGGAUAUUAACCCUUUCGCGUUCAAAUGACGUGUGUACGUCAUCAAUUUUUCUUCAGAUUUCCAUUCUGAUUACGUACGUGUACGUCAUUGGAACGUAAUAGAUUCUGAAUGGAAUCGGAUCGAUUCUGGACUAAAUGCAGGAGGGCGUGUGGCACAAUUUGGCACCAGCUAUCGUAGAGUACGGUCGUGUCGCUACAGUUCUCUGCGGUGAGUACAAUCUUUAAAAACAGCAUUGCUUUGCCACCUAAAUAAAGUUAACGCUAACCGCUUGCGCGUUCCAACAUUCAGGGGUGAAUGGGAGACCCACCCUUACAAGUUGUCGACGUCUCGGAACGGGAAAGGGUUAAUUGCUGCUAUUUUAUAAAAUUUUAUCUCAUACCAUCAGUUUCAUUACUUUACAAAUAGUAGUCCAACUAUUAAUCUGAAGAAAAUAUCUAGAAAUUUUAUUUUGCCAUUUUAUUUCUAACAUGAUGUAUCAGUCUGUGAUGCAUUGACGACCUCAUCCCUGGACUGCUUUUGGAGAUUCGUGAAAAUGAUGGUAUAAAAAACGUUAUGUUUUAAAAAUAAAUCCGUACUCUUGCCCAGACAACUUACAAACUGGGCUUUCGGAGCCAGCCAUUGUGUUUUUAGGAAAAAGUUGCCCUCUGCAAAAAAAUUCCAAUCAAAUUCCCACUACGAUGGAGCUAUCAUAAAAAAAACACGAGAUUUACAGGACAUCUCAAAUUAGAAACACAAAUACGGUACUGUAUUAUGGUACACAAAUUGUUGCAACAGUAUUCUUAUUGUAUAACCACUGUUUCGCUAAAGGCAUUGCACAAACGUAAAGGGACAUACUUUGAUGCUCUGAGAAAUUUCUGUUAAACAUUUUUUCUUAAAACAGCUCGAAUGCAAGCUAAGAUUAGAUUGCUUAACAUGAGAACAUUUCCUGACUUGCUCAGCAUGUGACAUGCAGUAGACAAAGGAUAAUACAUUACAAUAGAUGACACAGCCAUUAACUGAGUUGUCAAAACAUCAGCAGUAAAACCAGUAGUCUUAUUAAUAUCCUAGGUGUAAUUGCCAAAAUUGUUAACAUUUUAAUGCACUUGUGUAAAUAAGUUACAAGCAAUGCUCUGAGUUUAAAGGAGUUACAAAGGGCAGCAAGGGAAUGUUUUAUUUUGUUUCCUUUUUUUUAAAUGCGAGUGUUCGGAUGUGUGAACAUACAUUGGCAGAGUAAGCACAACUUAUGUUGCAGAUGUGUAUUGUAUAUAAAUUGAGUGUUCAGCAUAUUAAUGUUACUGCAGGAUACAGUAGCUUUGGUAUCUUCAAGUCUCUAAAUAUUAACAUGUUUUUUACCAUGAAGAGCAUGAUAUUAAUCAACUCCAUUUUACCAUGCAUUGUUAAUUAUUUGAAUGCUUUGUUCUGCUGACAUGCAGUUAGCACUGCACAGAGAGAACAUUGGUGGGGGGUUAUUUAGAUUUGCACCUUUUUAAUUUAAUUUUCCAUUGGGGGUUGAAAGGAUGUGUGGCUGUUAUAAUAAUUUGGAUUGACACACCAGGACUGUAUUACUUGGUGCUGGAGUAUUGCGACGUCGUACAAAAUGUUUGCCUCCAUUGUUUAACAAAUGUCACUGCCAAGCAUAUGCCACUCCCAAUGCAUGACACUAUUUAGACACUAUAGACAUAAAUGUGUGCUUUGCAAGUGAUCAUGCCAGCAAACGAUAAGUAGCCUCCACAUUUUAUCCACCAAACAAGCCUAACUGCAAUAUAUAGGACUGCAGUGUACACGUGUUCCAAUAGCAUAAAGCAAGACGCUUAACAACGAUGAUACAAUGCUUUUCAUUAUUUAAAUAGACCCAGCACUCCUUGCUUGCAUCCUACAAGUUCCAGUCUGGCAAGUUUUUACAAAGGCAUGUCAGGUUUUUAAAUACUUGUAAGUGGAUUGGCAGUUUGUUGCAACAUUCACCGCAAAUGUGUGAAUUGGUAGACUUAAAGCUGCUCCAAGGGGGUAGAAGGUUGCAAAAUGGAGUGAAUUGUCAUUUAGAAAUGUCGAUAGCAUUAGUUAUUGUGGUGUAAAUUAGGCGCAAGGCACACAGAAAUAUAAAACUAAUGUGGACUUGGCCAAUUCUCUGAGAAUGUCACAUGCACUUGAUUUGCAGUCCAAUGUAGGUUGAGCAGUAGGAACAGAUUGAAAAAAAAACUGACAUGGGAGCAGACGUCUACAAUGUCUUGUCACGGCAUCGGCUUUUAAGAACCUAUCUCGUCAUAUGACGGACAUCUUUGCGCAAUAAAACAUACUUUGGGGGGGGGGGGGCAGGGGGGGGUAACGAGUCCACUGCAAAUAAAUCACUGCCGUUUAGAAUAAGUGAAGAUGCAUUACAGGGACAACCGUUCUAUCAACUUUAAUUUAAGAAAUGCACUACAUGCCGUAACUGGAUUUCCUGGUGGUGAUGUUUUAGUAAUAUUACUACAGCAACUACAAACAUAAAAGCUGUGAAUGUCUGUACCCGACCUGAACUGGGGAAAGGCAGCAAAAAAGGGGCCUGUUUUUAUAUGCUGCUGGUCGGCACAUGGUCACACAAACCCUUACUCAAAAGUAACUUGUGCAUGCACUGUUAAUGACCACUUGCUUCCACUCUACUCUUACCAGAGUACUCGGCAGGUUUAUAUUAUUUUAGUUGAGGACGUUGCUUUUAUUUACAUUUAUAGCCUUUUUACUACAUCGCAUUUGUAGUGUUUUUUUGUAUCAUGCAUUCACUUGUAAGUGAUGCCAGACACCCCCUUAACUGCACCGGUGAAGAUGAUUGCGUAUGCGUGGCCAUACGCGCUUCUCGGACACAGGUUUUUCUAUUAAAGCAAACAAGUAUUUAGUCGGGGGGGGGGGGGGGGAAUGACUGCACAUUGUAUUGUUUGCAUGUCAUUUUAGGUUUUCCCGAAUUUCAAAUAUGUUCUGGUAUGACACUUGAAAGCCCUGUGUAUUAUCACGUAAUAUUGUUCAAUGUUAUUCUUCUUUUUGUUAAGUUUUUGUGUUUGCGUGUAGCCAUGCAGGAAAACGUGUACUCCGUUUGGAAGCCUGCUUUGUUUUGUACCUGAUCGAGUUGUCUGAAAAUUUGCCAGCACAUUUCGUGACAAGUUUUCUAAAACGAAAGUGUUACAUUGUGCCUUUUUUCAGCGGUUUACUUAAAACAAUAUGGACACAUCUUUCUCCUGUAGCACUGUGCUGCUUCUAGAAUUAAUAAUAUUGUAAGAUUUGCCGUGUGUGUGUGUUUUAAAGCGUAUCUACAGUAAAUAACAUGUAGUGAUGUAGUCGAUGUUGCGUGUAACCGUCUUUGUUGGAGUUAGCAGCGACAGGCUUCAGUCCAGAUGAGGUUCGUAACUUGAGAUGGUGGUACGCGGGUGGGGAAGAAAUCAUCAGGGUGAGUGAUGAUCAGACUCUUUCACUCCUGCAUUAAUUACCUCAACUGACCUGCCGUACCAACUCGUAUUUAUGCAGGUGGUGGGGUUAUUUGAGGGCUGGGCAAUUCUUUAGAUGGGUGACAAUGAAUAUAUAACUUUACCCCCCUUGCCUCUUCCCCAAGCUCCCACCGGACUGGUUAAAAGCCUCCGUUUAUUCUUGCCACUGCAUAUUAAAAAGGUAUAGCUUUGAUCCAUAAGCACUUUAAACAAAAGCAAGUCGGCAAGCGCUAGCUUUGCAGUUUGCACUCUAUUUUUUUUAUUGGUUUAGUUAAAGGAAUAUGUCCUGAGCCCAGACAUUAACAGGCAAACAUGUAGUUUGUACUUUACAGGGUAUGUAUGCUGCCUUGUUUUCAAGUUUGCUGCAAUAUUUAGCUUGUUAGCUUGUAGCCCAGCAGGUUAACCUGUUGCCACUAACCAGCCAAAAUGUUUGAUGUAACAGUAUUGCGAAUGUUAGAGGAAACCAAGAAACUCGCAAGAAAAUAACAAUAAACUCGUUCCUGUGACUUGGCA
Messenger RNA from Lethenteron reissneri (Far Eastern brook lamprey), 7110 nucleotides. Its product is annotated as phosphofurin acidic cluster sorting protein 2-like. Lineage: Eukaryota; Metazoa; Chordata; Hyperoartia; Petromyzontiformes; Petromyzontidae. The record is from RefSeq and is a predicted model, not a curated record. Gene Ontology annotation, biological process: protein localization to plasma membrane. Gene Ontology annotation, molecular function: transmembrane transporter binding.